Molecule: messenger RNA, 931 nt
Organism: Salvelinus namaycush (lake trout)
Lineage: Eukaryota; Metazoa; Chordata; Actinopteri; Salmoniformes; Salmonidae
Gene: ompa
Product: olfactory marker protein a
Exons: 2
Coding region: 134-655 (173 amino acids)
Biological process (GO): sensory perception of smell; signal transduction
Source: RefSeq, a predicted model, not a curated record
AGGGAGGGGAAAGAGAUGGCAUAAGAGACAGAGACAGAGUGGGAGAGGAACACAGCGAAACUAUCUGCAGGCACAGACAGACACAGAUAUCCAUCCAGACAGACAGGCAGGCCUCGCUCCCCAGCACAGAAAGAUGAGCUCUCAGAUGUACACAGAACUGUCUGCGGCUCCCUCGUCUGGCUCAGCCCUGGAGCUACGCUUUGCAGAGGACACCUCUCUCACUGAGGUGAUGCGGCUACGUGUCCAGUCCCUGCAGCGUAGCGGUCAGAAGCGACAGGAGGGGGAGCGGUUGCUCCUCCCCCACGAGGCUGUCUACCGUCUGGACUUCGCCAAUCAGGAGCUGACGUUCGUCCACUGGUCGGUGUCUCUGAUUGGCAAUGGCAGAGUGACCGUCACAGGGAUCUCCCAGCUCUGGACCCCUGACCUCACACACCUGAUGACCCGGCAGCUUCUAGAACCCGUCGGAACAUUCUGGCGGAACGCUGGCGACCCGGAGGACUCGCCCCUCAAGUGUCUGGAGGCGGACAUCCAGGAGUUCGGGGAGCGAAUCGCGGAGCUGGCCAAGGUCCGCAAGGUCAUGUACUUCCUGUUUGCCUUCAAGGAGGGGGCGGAGGCUGACAAGGUCAGCAUCUCCGUGGAGUUUAAUCAGGCCUGACCUAUAAACCUUAAAGGGAUACUUUUGGAUUUUGGCAAUGAGGCCCUCUGGACACAGAAGUGUGUGCUUCUCUGUGUCCAGUAUGAAGGUAGAUAGAGGUAGUUUUGCGAGCCAAUGCUAAUGCUACCAUUAGGGCAAUGACUGGAAGUCAUAGCCCUAAUGCAUGCUAGCAGAUACCCAUAGACUUCCAGUCAUUGCGCUAACACUAGUUAGCAUUGGCUCGCAAAACUAUGUGAAACUACAUCUAACUUCCUUAAUACUGGACAUAGACAUACA